GUGUUGAACGAUCCUCCUCUCCCUUCCGAUGUCGACGCGAGCGAGAUAACUGCCGAUCUCCGCCCCCCAUACCGGCGCCACCUCCUUCAACGCCCCGGAAAAAUAAAGUGCCCCCCGAUGCCAUGACAGUGUCGGUUUCCCAGCCGCAGCAGCCGAUCGAAAGCGUCCACUGCGGUCCCCUGGCGGCCACGUACAUCGUCGCUUCUGCCACGCCCCGUUCCUCCACCACCUCCCCGUCAUCGUCGUCGGCGUCCCCGACCACCGUCAUUGACGCUGUUGCCAGCCCCUCGAUGGCGCUGUCCUCCGCUACGAUGUCGGCUUCCUCGUCGUCCUCCUCCUCCUCUAACGCUCGCCCGACCAGUCCGGGGCAUGGACGGGCGAGCGUGUCCCGCGACAAUCCCGAGCCCGAUACAACAACGCACGGCAACCAUUCCACCCCGACGUCGGCCCUGCGGAGGCUCUACUUCAAAACGGCUCGCGCCAGCAAGGCGGCCAAAAUGGCGGCCACAGCGGCAACCACGGCAACGGCCGUCGCAGCAGCGGCCGCCAGCUCGUCCACCGUGCCGAAGGUGGUCGUGAUGGGGUCAUCCACGACGUCCGAAGCCACCAUCAACACCUCGACCGAUUCCGCAUCGACGCACGUCACCAACGUCACGACGACAACUGAUACGGAAACGAACGAUUCGCUGGAUCUGGGUGACGUUUCGGGACAGAGUGAGCCGCUGUUAAGCUCGCUGGAGGACGAAAGCUCGAGCAUUAUCGCGCUGAGCCAAACCGCGGGCAAUGAGGAGGAUGAAAACAUCACCGUCAUUAAUGGACCCGAUACACCGCUGCUGAUUAGCUAUCAGGAACUGGAGGAUCUUUCACCACGCUCGCCCAUGUUUUCGCCGCGUGAAUCGCCGAAAGUGACACCGGGAUCGAACAAUCGCACGCAACAGCCACGCACGGCACCGGUUUCAUCGACUGCAACGCGCUUUCCCUUCGAUCCGCCCAUGUCGCCGAAAACGUACAGCGGAGGUGUUAGCCGGGGUGAUAUCGCUUCCUUUGCCCGCACGCACGAAACCAUGUUCAGCUUUGAUGAAUCGCCCAAUCCGAUCCGGCGUCCACCGCCCAAAAUCCCGCCAGCGCCUUCCUCGGCCGAGCCGGACACGCCGGACCAUUCCCCGAACAUACCGAUCGAUACCACGCCCGGCCAUGAAUCGAUGGCAGCCAGGGAAGUGACGCAGCCCCCGAAGCAGCAGCAGCUCAUGGAGCCACCGCAAACGACCACCACCUCGACCCCGAAGCGGCUAAUGAACAGCUUCAAGACGCGCAAGGAACGGCUCGUCCAGCAGGCGGGUAGUGCGGUGGCGGCCGCUACCGCUGCCGUUACGUCCGCCGGUGGUACGUCCGGCAAGCCGUUCAAAAACCCAAACUACGAUCCCGACCUGACGAUGUUCCCGUUCGACCGGGAAGCGAUCGACUACGAUCGCAUCCAGCGCGAAUGCUUUGCCGUCGAGGAGGAGCUGCUGUUCGAGCACGAUCGCCGCAGCGACGAUGACUAUCGGAGCGUAAGUGCCGGGGCUGGCGGUGGCGAGUCGCCGUCGAAGGCACUGUUCGAGGCCGAAAUCUUCAGCGAUCACUAUUCGAUCUUUCAGCAGUACGCGUACCUGACGCAGCAGGAAACCCGCGACGCGCCACCGGCCGAACGCAACGCGACGCCGUCGAAGCGCAACCGGAUGGCGACCACAUCCAGCGAUGCAUUUUCGCCCCAGCGUCGCCACCUUGAGCACGGUAGUGGGGUAGGAAGUGUGGCCGCCAGCCAACCGCGGCUCUCCAAGUUCGAUCAGAUCGCCACCAAGUUCGACCUGAUGCCGUCAAAGACGGGCAGUUCGGUGACAGCACCGCAGCAGCUGGGCUGCGGCACACUUCCGGACCUGCGGGUCGACUACUUCGCCGAAACGUCGUGCUGUGCCGGUGCGGGGAUUUCCGUCUCGCCGAGCGGAGAAUCAUCAACGUGCGACGGCAAGGCGCGUGCGUCGUCUCCGGCGGCGACCUCUGGUGGCGGUGGCGGUGGUGGCGGCCUCCGCUCGAUGGAAGUCGUUGGCACAGGCGCACUGGCCGCCGGUGCUAUAAAUGUUACGCCGAACCCGAUGGAAGGAGCAGUUUGUACACAACCGCGGGCGACAAUAGUCGUACAGCAACCCUCGCUCAGCCUGGACUACACAUCGGUCGAAACGAUUCUGCUAAAAAAUGAAGGCGAUUUCAUCAGCGUCGGCGAACAGGGCACCAAGGGCGAGCUGCAGUCGACGCAGCGGAAAAAGCAGCAGCGCGAGGAACACAUGCGCCAGUUGCUGGACGUGACCAAUACGCUCACCACGGAGGAAAUUAAGGACUUCGAAAUGAGGUAUGGUAGCCCACAUCACAGCCGAUCGCAAUCGGUCAAAACUCCAGGAAGCAGAGCUUCAGGCCGUCCAAAUCAAUUAUGCCUGCCACAGCAGCGUUCCAGAGUGGCUUCCAUGCCCAACACAGGCGUCGAAGAGGAGUACUACAGACUGAGGCAUUUUUCCAUCACUGGCAAAGGUGUCGUGAACCGGGGCGAUUCGUUGAAAAGUAGGCGAAGCAAAUCAAACAACAGCGUGGCCAGUUCAAACUCUAGUACUGAACAUUUAACUCCUGCCGCCGGUGCCGUGGCCGCCGGCUCCGCUCGAACGUCGGCAACGUGCAGCUUGGCAUCCAGCCGAGAGAGCAGCACCUCUAAUCCGGCAUCGGGACCGUACAAGGUGCUGAUGCUGGGUGGACCUGCCGUAGGGAAAAGCUCAUUAGUGUCGCAAUUCAUGACAUCGGAAUACCUGCAUGCGUAUGAUACUAGCAUAGAUGAUGAUUCGGGCGAAAAAACGGUUUCCGUGCUGCUCAGUGGAGAAGAAUCCGAGCUGACGUUCAUCGACCACAGUUACUCCGAGAUGGCGCCCGAAAAUUGCAUGUCUACGUACGACCCGCACGGCUAUUGUGUGAUAUAUUCGUCGACGGACAAGGAAACGUUUCUCAUAACGGAGCGCAUUCUGCAAAUCCUUUGGACGACGGAAAACAUCGCCCAAAAGGCAGUGAUACUGGUGGCCAACAAGGCAGACCUGGCCCGGUGUCGGGUGGUAACGUCGGAUGAGGGCAAAGCAAUGGCCACACAGUACGAUUGCAAAUUCAUCGAAACAUCCGUCGGCAUCAAUCACAAUGUGGACGAGUUGCUGGUGGGUCUUCUCUCCCAGAUACGAUUGAAGUUGGAAAAUCCGGAAAAAUCAAGGGAUCUGUUCCGGAAACGAUCUAUUCGUAAAUCGAAACGUCGAGCCUGUUCGCCGUUGGGUGGUGCCAUCUGUCUGGCCGGCAUCGGUGGUAGCACCAAUCCGAGCACUCCAGUUUCUGGCCCGCCGGCUAGUGGAGGCGGCUUCGUCGACACUCCGCCGGGAAGUGCGCACAGCAGUCCCAGGAAGUAUCGAGGAUCGCGAACAUCCGCUAGCCUCAAGGUGAAAGGGUUGCUCGGCCGCGUUUGGGCUCGUGAUUCGAAAUCCAAGAGUUGUGAAAAUUUGCACGUGCUGUAAAUUACCUUCAUCAACUCUCACUUUCGUCUCGCUAAGCGGGCACGGGAAAGCGCAGCGCAACUCAAUCGAACGCGGCCGGGAUCACAUCCCGAGAUCCCCGUCCUUGGCUCGAUUGGUUUGCUCUGUUGCUGAGCGAUACGAACGAGCGUGCACCACAAAAAGAGAAGCAGCAUAACAGCACUGGAUGGCGUCCCCUUCCCCAACGGGGGGACCUCAUACAAGUGCUGCGAAUGAGUGAUUCCAUGAGGAGAGGCAACCAACUGCUACACUGUUCCGGUGUAAUCCGCUGUCCUUAAGUUAACUCUAAGUCUUCAUUGCACAUGUUGAUCGUUUCCCCCCCGUUUGACCUCCCCUUUUCUUCCCAAUUUAUAAAUGUAGCCGCGCGCGCGCACUAUACGCGCACUAUAUCAAUGUAUUUCAAACAUUCGAAAGUAAGAGUUUAGCGACAAGUGUUUUCGUCUUAAAGUUCCUAAAGUGUGUGCAACCUAAAUCGCGCAAAUUUCCUUCAUGAGGGACCCGGUUUCGGGGAGAUCGUGUAAUGCCCCUCCAGACAGGAUCAUGGCACACGCUCAAAGAUCACGCUCACGAAAGGCUAAUUCUAUUAUGCUCUCUUCUUUUAUCUUACUGUUCAUAGUAUUCCUCAGACUGGUUCAAAAACUAUCUAGAAUCUUGUUCCAGUGCUUAUUGCAUGCACAGUUUUUGCAAUAGUGAGUUUUUUUGUUGUCCAUUUUGCUGCGAGGAAUCUACAAUGAAAGCGCUACUUAAACAGAUAAACAGGAAUGUAGGUAACAUAGUAGUACGGCUGACGAUAAAAGAAUGAUUAUCGCAAGCACUAUUUCCAAAUCAACGACGAAAUCGAACCACUAAAGCUCACUCAAACGAUAGUAGCAGAGCUGGUUGGAGCUGGUGGUAAAAGUGCCUUUUCUCAGUUGCCCCUUUGAUGGUAUAAUUGGUUCGGGUUUCAUCUGUUUUGCUUCGAAUGUUUUCACUUGUGAAUAUUAAUUACAAUUAUUUCCUACACACCAGGUAGUACACCAGGUUGGAUAGCUUUUCAGCUUUUUCCAGUAUGAGAAUUGUUUCAUUUCGAACGAUCACCUGAGUAUCCAAACAUCAUGCGAUCGAUCACACACAACGAACGUCAACAUGCUAGAGUCAGAGUAAUAGGAGUUUCGAUUCAAGCAAGCAAUCUGAAUCUUUCGCAUUAGGCGAUUUUGCAAUGUUUGUUACUACCGUUUUCCCGAUUUGCCAUCAGCCAUAAUAGCUACUGGUAGAAAGAUGAAUUUCAAUUACAGUUUUACUUCUCUUCCUGUUUUGCUCAUACCUACAAGCGAAUUGUAACGCUUAUAAGAGAUUACAAAGUUUUACUAGAGCAAUAAUAGUUCGUUUUGCAUUCGUCCGAGUUAAUUGUUACCUUUGUAAGACAGACAGAUUGGUAAAAUAUUUCAUCAACAAUGUAUAUGACAAAAAAACAAGCGCCAAAGCGCCAAAUUGACCAAACAUGAAUCAGAAUACACCACAGAAGUUAUCGAUAGUGAGGCGGAAGAGGAAGAGGGGGAGAGAUAGUAUAACAUUUUGGUAUUAAACUGCAUGAUUAUAAUAUUGAGAACAUUUUGUAUCGUCGCCAAACAUUCUGGUAGACGCGUACAAUACAGUUCGAAGUAUUUCGUAAAUAUCAUUCGAGUCCCAUGGCUUCCUCUCCUUUCUCACAUGGGUAGAGAGUUAUAAUGUGUAGUGUUGUAGUAGGAAGCGGAUGUGAGCGUUUUGAAGCAAUUACAUGCACAAACAGACACAGCCACACACGCAGUACCAUUUCCUAGCCCAGUCCUGCCUUGUUUUUUGUAGAGCGUAUUUGCCAUUGAGCAUGAUGAUAGAGAAAAUCAACAUAAUAGAAGGUAAAGUUUUUUACAAUGAAAUCAAACCAGAAUGUGUAACGUUGUUCCCACAAUAUAACAUUACUAUACAAACACAUAAAGAGAGAGAGCGAAGAGAACAAGAGAGCGUCGAAUAACAGUUUUGCAAUAUGAUAAAUAAUCGAUCGCAUUAAUAUGAGACAUGAUUAUAAAGAUACAAGAGAUAAAAGAAAAUAGGUAAAACUAGUUCACAAUAGAUUUUUUUCGAUAGCAUUUUUACACAGUACCAAAAUUUAACGAUCAAAAAAGGUUUACAAUUGCUCGCGCUAGGUAAAAACAGGCCCAGUACAUAGAUCAAUAAAUGCAUACACAACAAAAACGAACUUACAUAUGUCAGGAAACGACGUGCAGAGCAAACAUACGCAAAGAUCACAUAAAAUAAGAUCACAUAAAGAUCACGAAAGGAGUGACCGCGCGUGAUCGAAAUACGCAGUUAAAUGCAAAAGGGUACAAUAAUGAAUAGUAGGCGCCGCUCUAGUUGCACGCCAAAUCUUAAUAUUGAGACAGUAUCAAAAGCAAUCGUAAAAUAUGUAUCAAUGGAGCAACACGGUGAGAAAGAGAGGAAGUAAAGAGAGAGUAGAUGUGUCCACCCUUUUGACGACAGUAGGUCGCCGUCCCCCUCUUUGUCGUCGUCAUCCCUUUCGUCAUUAAAUCGAUAUUCUCCGGAGGAGGGUGUAGGCGUGUUUAGAUGUACGCACACACACGCACAAUUGAUGCACCAGAUCAACCGCGAUCAUCAUUCCGUUUAUGCGUCCCGUUCCGUGUUUCCCGACGCGUUCUAGAGUAGCUUAUUGUUUUGCUUUGUUUUAAACGUUACACACGAGUGCGACAAUUAGCGUAUGCGCAUCAGGGUGGAUUGGGUGUAAGCAAUAUAGUUCAAUAUUGUUGUUUCAUCAUCACUCAGCGGUUUAUAUGGUGUUUCCUAAGCACAAUCGUGUAAUCAUUUCCUACCAUUCAUUAUUAUGUCGCGUGUACGCACCAUUGGAACACAAUAGGGAAUGUGGAGCGCAAUCAAAUGUCGCACAGCAUUAUUAUCUGAAUGUGAUUUGUACUAUAUGUGGACAAACAGGACCGUGCACAGAUUCAAAAAACACACAACUUUAGCCGUUGUCGUUCCGUUUUCCGUUAGUGUACUCUCCUCAAGAGGGGAACAUUGUGUUAAGCAGAAAAGUCGUCAGUCGACCAGCCAGUCUGCCAGUCAGAUACAGGUGCGAUAAGGAGAAUGAUAUAAUGAUUGUGCUGACACAAUAUGGUAGAUAGAUAGGGAAGCAAUAGAGCAAACAACAAUUCCAAUUUGUUGGGUGCAUUAUGCGGAGAAUCUUGUUGGGUCCAGCAAACAAAGCAAAGAAACAUAUAAACCUUCACUCUUUAACACACAUCAUGAUUCUUGCUGUUUCUAAAAUAAAGUUUAAGAUGUAAAAGUAUUUGA
Messenger RNA from Anopheles arabiensis, 6911 nucleotides. RefSeq names its product nuclear pore complex protein DDB_G0274915. Bases 123 to 3572 code for a protein of 1149 amino acids. The transcript has 14 exons. NCBI's taxonomy places the organism in Eukaryota, Metazoa, Arthropoda, Insecta, Diptera, Culicidae. Gene Ontology annotation, cellular component: plasma membrane. The record is from RefSeq and is a predicted model, not a curated record. Gene Ontology annotation, molecular function: GTPase activity; calcium channel regulator activity; GTP binding.